UACCUGGUCCAUUUUCUCUUUCCCGUUAAUAAAAACACCAACUUUUAUUGCGCCUCUGUCUCUCUCUUUCCCCCACCAGUCACUUCCACAGCUUACUUCCACUUUCCGGCCACUCCAACCGGAACCCUAACCUCAUCCACCGGACUUAACAGCAGAACCAUUGGGGUCUUAAAUUGGGCUUCGAAUGCCAUAGUGUUUUCAGCGUAGUUUUGGUCUCUCAUUUUGCUAACAGCAACUGUUUCUUUGUUUUCUUUAAGCCUCUCCUCAUUGUCUCUCUGGUCUAAGUCUAGCCGUUAGAAAGAAAAAAGAGAACCCUUUUUCACAUUUUCCAUUUUUGCCUGAAAUUCGUGGCAGAGUUGGUGAGCUUAGCUUUUGAACAGUAAAAUCGAUUCUUUUUGGUAACUAUUGUUGUUCUCGUCCAUUUUUCUGUAUUUUAAAGUUAAACUUCAAUGGGUUUUUCGUGAUUUUGUUUGCUUUCAUUGUUAAAGCAUAGAAACAAGCUUUCCAUGGCGAAGCUGCUAAGCUUUUUGAUAUUUUUUGUUUUAGUUUCGAACUCUGUGGGAUCUCUAAACCCGUCUCUAAACGAUGAUGUAUUGGGUCUAAUUGUAUUCAAAGCAGACCUUCAAGAUCCAAAAGGAAAGCUUUCAUCUUGGAAUCAAGAUGAUGAUACUCCUUGUAACUGGGUCGGAGUAAAAUGCAACCCGAGAUCCAACAGAGUCACCGAGGUCAUGCUUGACGGGUUCUCCCUCUCGGGUCGGAUCGGAAGGGGCCUAUUACAGCUCCAGUUUCUCCAUAAGCUCUCAUUAGCAAGAAACAACCUCACUGGUAGCAUUAGCCUCAAUCUGAGUCGCCUUGAAAACCUUAGAAUCAUUGAUUUGAGUGACAACAGUCUAUCUGGGUCUAUCCAAGAUGACUUUUUUGCGCAAUGUGGGUCUUUAAGAGCCAUUUCUUUGGCCAAGAACAAGUUUUCGGGAACGAUUCCAGGUUCUUUAAGCUCAUGCGCCACUCUUGCAUCUAUUAAUUUUAGUUCAAAUCAGUUCUCAGGGUCUUUGCCAUCUGGGAUUUGGGGUUUGAAUGGGUUAAGGUUGCUUGAUUUGUCUAAUAAUUUGUUGAAAGGUGAAAUUCCUAAAGGGAUUGAAGGUUUAAACAAUUUGAGAGCUAUUAACUUUAGUAAAAAUCAGUUUUCUGGGAAAUUUCCUGAUGGGAUUGGAAGCUGUUUGUUAAUAAGAGCUAUUGAUUUUAGUGAGAAUUCUAUUUCUGGUUAUCUUCCAGAAACAAUGCAGAAGCUUAGCUUGUGUAAUUAUCUGAGCUUGAGCAACAAUAUGUUAGCUGGUGAGGUUCCAAACUGGAUUGGAGAAAUGAAACAACUUGAGACUUUGGAUCUUUCUGGGAAUAAAUUCUCGGGUCAGGUUCCUAAUUCAAUUGGGAAUCUUCAGUCACUUAAGGUGUUGAAUUUGUCUGCUAAUGGUUUAAGUGGGAACCUACCGGAAUCCAUGGCCAAUUGUGGAGGUCUUGUAGCCUUGGAUUUCAGUAGGAAUUCAAUACGUGGUGACCUUCCUGCUUGGAUUUUUGGUUCGGGUUUGGGGAAAGUUAUACAUUUGGAGAAUAAGCUUAGUGGGAAUUUCAAUUCUGUUCCAAAGCUUCAAGUUUUGGAUUUAUCAGAAAAUGAAUUUUCUGGUAAAAUUUCAUCUCCCAUUGGUGUUUUGAGCAGCUUGCAGCUGUUGAAUCUAUCAGGGAACUCUCUUGUGGGUCCUAUUCCAGGGACUAUUGGAGAAUUGAAGGAAUUAAGUGUCCUUGAUUUGAGUGAGAAUCGGCUGAAUGGGAGCAUUCCCGUGGAAAUAGGAGGAGCUUUCUCUUUGAAGGAACUGAGACUUGAUAGGAACUCAAUUUCGGGGCAAAUUCCUAGCUCGGUUGGAAACUGUUCUUCACUAACAUCUUUGAUCCUAUCUCAAAACAACUUGACUGGACCAAUACCUGCUGCGUUAGCAAAAAUUACAACCCUAAAAGAUGUGGAUUUUUCUUUCAACAGUCUCUCGGGUGGCCUACCCAAGCAACUGGCUAACCUUCCCAACCUUUCUUCGUUCAACAUUUCCCACAACCAGUUGCAAGGAGAACUACCUGCUGGUGGUUUCUUUAACACCAUAUCAUCUUUUUCUGUCUUUGGCAACCCGGCCCUCUGUGGUGCUGCAGUCAACAGGUCUUGCCCUGCUGUCCUUCCCAAACCAAUUGUUCUUAAUCCGAACUCUUCCUCGGAUUCUGGUCCUGGUGAGCUUCCUCAAAAUAUUGGUCACAAAAGAAUCAUCCUAAGCAUAUCUGCUCUUAUUGCCAUCGGUGCAGCUGCUGUCAUUGUUGUUGGUGUCAUUGCUAUCACUGUCCUUAACCUUCGUGUUCGGUCAUCAACAUCUCGAUCAGCUGUGGCUCUAACAUUAUCUGCCGGCGAUGAAUUUAGCCAUUCCCCCACUACAGAUGCCAAUUCUGGCAAGCUUGUCAUGUUUUCAGGUGACCCUGACUUCAGCACUGGGGCACAUGCUCUGCUUAACAAGGAUUGUGAACUUGGACGAGGUGGGUUUGGAGCAGUGUAUCGGACUGUUCUUCGAGAUGGACAUCCUGUUGCCAUCAAGAAGCUCACUGUUUCAAGUCUUGUCAAAUCCCAAGAAGAUUUUGAAAGGGAGGUUAAGAAAUUGGGAAAAGUUAGGCACCAAAAUCUUGUGGCCUUAGAAGGUUAUUACUGGACACCAUCCUUGCAGCUUCUAAUAUCUGAAUUUGUGUCUGGAGGGAGUCUGUAUAAGCAUCUACAUGAAGGAUCAGGUGGUCGUUUCCUUUCAUGGAAUGAGAGGUUCAAUAUAAUUCUUGGGACAGCAAAAAGCCUGGCUCAUUUGCACCAAUCAAACAUCAUCCACUAUAACAUAAAAUCGAGCAAUGUCCUUAUUGACAGUUCAGGUGAGGCAAAAGUGGGAGAUUUUGGCCUGGCAAGGUUGUUACCAAUGCUAGACCGCUAUGUUCUAAGCAGCAAGAUUCAGAGUGCACUAGGUUACAUGGCACCUGAGUUUGCUUGUAGAACAGUAAAGAUAACUGAAAAAUGCGAUGUGUAUGGGUUUGGCGUUUUGGUUCUGGAGGUCAUUACUGGCAAGAGGCCUGUGGAGUACAUGGAAGAUGAUGUGGUAGUGCUUUGUGACAUGGUUAGAGGAGCAUUGGAAGAAGGAAGAGUGGAAGAAUGUGUGGAUGAAAGGCUGCAAGGCAAUUUCCCAGCUGAUGAAGCAGUUCCAGUAAUGAAAUUAGGAUUGAUUUGCACUUCACAAGUUCCAUCAAACAGGCCAGACAUGGGAGAGGUAGUAAAUAUACUGGAGCUUAUCAGAUGCCCUUCAGAAGGGCAGGAAGAGUUGGUAUGAAUGUGAGGGAAACUAUAUUCAGUAAUUAUGAGUAAGGAAUUUACAAUGGAUUAUCCGGCGAAGAGGAAUCCGGUUUGUUCAAUUGAUCAAAGGGAAGAAAAAAUUUCAUUGUUGGAAGGUCUUUGUCCUUUUAUUUUUCUUGUAUUGGUUCUUCUCUUGUUUGUUUUCAGUUUAUGCUUGUAGUUUCUUCUCAAUCUUUCAAUUAGAUUACCGGAUUCCUUUUCACCGGCUUCCAUUUUGGAAACCUUUUGGAGUUUUUUUAUCCAGUUACUACUAAUAUUCAGCUUCCAUUUGGCCUUUUGGUUUGUUUC
Jatropha curcas is the source of this 3700-nucleotide messenger RNA. Its product is annotated as putative LRR receptor-like serine/threonine-protein kinase IRK. NCBI's taxonomy places the organism in Eukaryota, Viridiplantae, Streptophyta, Magnoliopsida, Malpighiales, Euphorbiaceae. Gene Ontology annotation, biological process: protein phosphorylation. The record is from RefSeq and is a predicted model, not a curated record. Gene Ontology annotation, molecular function: ATP binding; receptor serine/threonine kinase binding; protein kinase activity.